Molecule: messenger RNA, 978 nt
Organism: Centropristis striata (black sea bass)
Lineage: Eukaryota; Metazoa; Chordata; Actinopteri; Perciformes; Serranidae
Product: cyclic nucleotide-gated cation channel beta-1-like
Exons: 9
Coding region: 1-978 (325 amino acids)
Source: RefSeq, a predicted model, not a curated record
AUGAUGGGAUGGAUCGUCUGUGAGAUUGGCCGCAUGCUGCCUCAGCCUGUUCAGAGGCAGGAGUCGGGCAGUGACGAGGUGCAGAGCAUCAGAAUUGUGCAGAAGAAGACGGAGCUGGUGCUGGAGGACAUCGGACAGGACGAGGACAAGCAGCAGGAUAAGGACAUGAGACAGGAGACACAGAGCAGAGACAAACCGCUACAGACGGAAGAGACGGAUGAACGAUCUCUACAGAUGGACAGCAUCAAGAAGGAGACAGGAGAAGCUGUGCUGGUUCACUUGGAGGACAGGCUGCAGCAGGACCGUCUGGAGGCGGCCCGCGAGGCAGAGGAGAUGGCCUGCAAGGCCGCGGAGGAGGCGGUGCGGCAGCUGGAGGUGGAGCACUCAGCCAAGAUCGUCAUCGAAUCUCUGCCGGAGUCCAACGAGCAACUGCCCAAUAUCCUGGAGGAGGAGAACGAGGACGACCCAGAGAGUCUGGACGUCUGUUCAGCUGAAGACGAGAACAGUCCUUCAUCCACAGACGUGGAGCCGGCUUCAGAGAGGAGAGAGCUGGAGAGUCCGCCGUCCCAGACCACCAUUACCCAACAACCUCAGGCUGCAGAACCAGAACCGGCAAAAGCUCCAGAACCAGGACCAAAACCUGCAGAGUCCCAACCUUCAGCCGCCACCACAGAUCAGACUAACGCAGCAGAAGGUGAUUGUGGAGUUCCCGACCUUUGCUCCCCGAUAAAAAGCUUUGUGCUUGGGCUGCCAUUUGCCGCCGUGUGUCUGGAGCGCUGCAGGAAGCUGCUGCACGAUGAGAACCUCACCCCGCCCAAACUGUCCCUGCCCAGCCCGCCACCGGAGUUCGCCCUGCUGACCCAGGAGCUGUCACAGCAGCUGUCACAGCUCCCCAAGCAGGCGCGCCAGUGCUGCAUGAGCCUCUACCGCUGCUUCACGGGCCAGAACCCCAACUCCCAGCAUCCCCAGCAGCCUUAG